Drosophila persimilis is the source of this 2271-nucleotide messenger RNA. RefSeq names its product proton-coupled amino acid transporter 1. Lineage: Eukaryota; Metazoa; Arthropoda; Insecta; Diptera; Drosophilidae. Gene Ontology annotation, cellular component: vacuolar membrane. Bases 557 to 2023 code for a protein of 488 amino acids. Gene Ontology annotation, biological process: amino acid transmembrane transport. Gene Ontology annotation, molecular function: amino acid transmembrane transporter activity. The record is from RefSeq and is a predicted model, not a curated record. The transcript is spliced from 6 exons.
CCUAAUGACAAUAACAAAACAUGCACUGAUGUUGCAACAGGCUGUUGACUGUUAGCGUGGAAAAGAAUUGGAAGCUGUUAUCAGGAGAAAAGUGUCCAUGAAUGAAGGCGUAGUGGGAUGACAACGUGAAUCAUUGUUGUUGCUUUCUUGUUGCUUGUUUCACAGAUUCACAUCAAUUUCGCACACCACAGCUAGGUGGCACAAUCGCGCGAAAUACACCCGCUGCUAGCACACGCAUGCCUCUCUGCACCUAAACACCCCACACAUGUGCAUGCAAUCUGGGAGUACUUCAAUUUUAAUUUGAUUUUGCACCCAGAUACAAGUUGUACACUUGCGCAUCGACGCUGUGACCUUCGCAGGAUUGGGUCUCGUCUCGUGUCUUCUGCACCGCUUUCAUUGUCAGUGUCAAGAAGAAAAAUCAAUGGAGGACUUGACACCAUUAACCAACCUUCAACAGUUUUAGUUCCAAUAAUUCCACAAUAACUACUGUGCAUUCCCAAUAUUUUGUGACUUAUUAUCCAUUCCGAUUCCGGAGGGUGCGGCACGCAAGAAAAAGAUGACGGAACGCCAACCGUUGCUGCUCCAAAGCGAUGCAUCGGACUAUGAGGCUAGCCGGGGACCAGCACGACCGGCCCGCAGCUCGCCGCCUGACAACACGCUCGUUAAUGUCCACAGCGAGGACAGCAUAGCAGUGCAUGCGGCAGCCUCGGCCUCGGGAUCCGGAGACGAAGAUCAGGCGGCUGUGGACAAGGGCAGCUAUAAUCCCUCUCUCCAUCGCACCCUGGAACAUCCGACAUCCAACUCGGAGACACUGGUGCAUCUGCUGAAGGGAAACAUUGGCACUGGCAUUCUGGCCAUGCCGGACGCCUUCAAGAAUGCCGGUCUCUAUGUGGGUCUCUUUGGCACGCUAAUUAUGGGAGCCAUUUGCACGCACUGCAUGCACAUGCUGGUCAACUGCUCCCACGAGCUGUGCCGGCGGCUGCAGCAGCCGGCCCUGGACUUUUCAGAUGUGGCCUACUGCAGCUUCGAGACGGGACCGUUGGGUCUGCGGCGAUACUCUCUACUGGCCAGGCGGAUCGUUACCACGUUUCUGUUCAUCACACAGAUUGGGUUCUGCUGCGUGUACUUUCUGUUUGUGGCGCUGAACAUCAAGGAUGUGAUGGAUCACUACUAUAAGAUCAAUGUGCACAUAUAUUUGUUGAUUAUGCUGAUGCCUAUGAUUGUGCUGAACCUGGUGCGGAACCUCAAGUAUCUGACUCCCGUUUCCCUCAUUGCGGCGCUACUAACGGUGGCCGGACUGGCCAUAACCUUCUCGUACAUGCUGCACGAUCUGCCCGACGUGCACACGGUCAAGCCGAUAGGUACAUGGGCCACGCUGCCCCUCUACUUUGGAACAGCCAUAUACGCCUUUGAGGGCAUCGGUGUGGUGCUGCCGCUUGAGAACAAUAUGCGAACACCCGACGACUUUGGCGGUACCAGGGGCGUUCUCAACACGGGCAUGGUAAUCGUCGCCUGUCUGUACACAUCUGUGGGCUUCUUUGGCUACCUGAAGUACGGCGAAGACGUCAAGGGCAGCAUUACACUUAAUCUGCCGCAAGGCGAUGCCCUCUCGCAGCUGGUGCGACUUACCAUGGCCGUGGCCAUCUUCCUCUCGUAUACGCUUCAGUUUUAUGUGCCCGUUAAUAUUGUAGAGCCGUUCGUUCGCAGCCAUUUUGACACUACGCGGGCCAAGGACUUGGCAGCGACUAUCUUACGAACAGUGCUGGUCACUUUUACUUUUCUGUUGGCCACCUGCAUUCCCAAUCUGGGCUCUAUUAUUUCGUUGGUGGGAGCCGUCAGCAGCUCUGCAUUGGCUCUCAUUGCGCCGCCAAUUAUUGAAAUUAUUACGUACUAUCAUGUGGGCUAUGGCCGCUACAAUUGGAUGCUAUGGAAGGACUUCCUUAUCCUGAUCUUUGGACUAUGUGGCUUUGUCUUCGGCACUUGGGCAAGCCUGGCUCAAAUUUUAAACGAUAGAACUCAUUAAACAGGGAAAAGUGUGUGCGAAUUUACGAAUGUCGAAGGCUUUACGUAGCAGUCGCGAACUCUACGAAUAUUUAUAUAAUUAGGUUGUUUGCCCCCUUUUUUAAAACGUGCAUCGAGCACAGUGGCGGUGCUCAAAUUUUAUUUUAUUUAUUUUUUGUCCACGAAUCAGUUGCAAUUCUGUGUUAUCCAUUAGCUACAAUUCUUGUACCAGACAAUAACUAGCAUUUUAAGUAUACAAUUUUACAUAUA